CUUCCACAACCAUAACGUUUCGAGGCUACGAGUGGAUAGCCUAUCAGUUGUACUCCAAACCGGGGGAACGCCUCUUCAGUGACCACAACCGAAUAUCAGUCGAGUUUAAGACAGACCGUGGCUCUGGAGUGUUGCUGUACGCUGUUGGAGGCACCCCAUACCACAACCACAUUACAGUCUCCAUCUAUUCAGGCGCCAUCCACGCCUCCGUCUCAUUCGAGCAGGACGACCUGACAUUUUCUGAGGGCAUCGGGCUGGACGAUGGACGGUGGCACAAUCUGACAAUUGACCAUCGCCGUGACGUUAUCGCCUUUUACUUGGACGGAAGACCGUCAGUGAAGAGAAUAACUAGAGGGGACAUCUACCUCAGCCUUGACCCUUACAUCUACAUCGGCGGAGGAGACAACUUUGUACAAACUAAAGGACUUCCAGUAACCCAGAGUUUUGUUGGUUGCUUGCGGAAUGUCUACAUCAGUGAUGUGUCAGUAUUGUAUGAGCUGUCCAAUGGAAACAGUAGAUGUUCAUAUCAUGGUGGCCAAAGUCCAAAGUAUGGCUGUGAGAAGGUUUCAGAAGUGCCAAUUUCAUUUCCUAGGUCCUCUUCUAUGUUAAGGUGGGCUAGUGGUAGUCGAGAACAAAAUCUAAGUGCUGAAUUCAAGAUCCAAACCUUUCAAAAUGAAGCCAUUGUAAUGUUUGUGGAGCUCAUUUCCAAAAGAGAUUCUGGUGCAGGGUUUGACUUUGGCAGCUUAGAGUUGUGGAUAUCAGACAAAUUGGCAGUUGCUCAGUUCCAGCCUUCGUCAAGAGACCUCUCAACUCAUGAAAAUGUCACUGUGCCUACAAUUGUGGCUGAUGGUUUAGUUCAUGACAUCAGGGUUUUCUUACUCAACAACAAAGUCAAGUUAGAAGUGGAUGGCAACUCAGCGUAUUCCGCAGCAUACAAUAGAAUUUUGGAGCACAGAGGAACUGUAGUGCUUGGCUACAGCUUGAGACAGAUUGACAAGAGAUAUGGUUAUGUUGGCUGUAUGCAUGGAAUUAAGCUACAAGGGCAGAGACUGGAUCCCAUUGCUCUCAUACAGUCUGAUGCUGCCGUUGGUCUCUUAUUAGAUGGAUGCCAUCUUGUCAACCACUGUGGCAAGAAACAUAUUUGUGAGCACAACUCAGCAUGUUUGUCUGACUGGGAUGGUGUUCAUUGUUUGUGUCAAAAUGGGCAUUAUGAAGGGAAGGCAUGCCAUUUUUCAAAAUAUGCUGCCACCUGUGAGGAAUACUAUCGCAUGGGCUACCUGUCGAGUGGAGUCUACCCAAUUGAUGUUGAUGGAGCAGGGCCACUGAAUCAUGCUUUUGUUCAGUGUGAGAUGGAUGAAGCCAUUGGUGGUGGUGUAACAGUUGUGGAGCACAACUUUGAGCCUAACUUUACAGUCAGGGCACCAUGGUUGCCAGAUAGCCAGUAUCACCUUAAAUACAGGGAGAUGUCCAGAGACCAGCUAACAAGGCUGACUUUAACAUCCGGCAGUUGUGAACAGUAUCUGCAGUAUGACUGUACCAAAUCCCCAAUUAGGUUAAGCAAAAAAACCUGGUUCAAAUCUACAAAUGGGGAGAUAGUGGACUACAUUGGUUCACAUACGUCAGGAUAUUGCAACUGUCCUAAGGAUACGGCCUGCGAUGGUGAACAUUGUUACUGCGAUCAUGGUUCCCCAAAGCCCCAGAGUGAUAAGGGUUUUAACCGGAUGCGACAUCAGUUACCUAUUAUGGAGCUUACAUUUCUUCAGAAUGACGAAGGAUUUGCAGAAAUGACACUUGGACCUUUGAAAUGCUGGGGCAGUGAUUUGCAACCAAGUGACCAGUCAGUCACAAUCACUCAUAGUGAUAGCUAUGUCAGACUCCAUGCUUGGAGAAAGGGAGAUCUGAGAGUGAAUUUUAAAACUCACCAGACCAACUCAGUCCUCCUGUAUCACAGUAACAAUCUGCAAGAGGAGACAGCAUUUCAUGGCAGUAACAGCAAGGGCAACACAUUUUAUAUUAAGAUUAUCUCAGAAUUCCAGGUGACAUUUUAUCUGAGUUUUGGAAACACAGAAAUAAAAGAAACCCUGACAUCUCUGAACCGGUUAGAUCACGGAGACUGGCAUGUGGUCAUUAUAGAACAUGAUUCACAUAAUGUUCGAUUUACACUGGACUCUAUAAGGGUGCUUGUUGAACUUCCCAAAGACAUUGACAACAUUGCAGAUUUCAGUGGCAUCUUAUAUCUUGGAGGAGUCCCUUACAAAACAAAUGAUCCUGUAGUUGACAGUACUUCUGGCUUCACUGGCUGUCUCUAUGGCUUCAUGUACAACCAGCAAACUGUAGACCUAACCGCUCUCAUUGAUGGAAGCAUGAAUGGAGUGUCAAAAGGUUGUAUGUCCUCCUGCUGGCCCAACCCAUGUCAUAAUGGAGGAGUGUGCCAGGAAAACUGGGUGCAUUAUACCUGUUUGUGCAGUGAUCCAUGGGCACACAUGGGGGACAACUGUGAAACUGACUUAAACAAGGAUGCUGUUACCUUCAGUGGCUUGCCAGCAUCGUUCCUUUUCUUCGAUGUGACAGACUCUCCUGGUGUACUGGAUGGCACAGUUGUUCUCAGCUUCCGCACCUUUCAGUCCGAGGCCCAGCUGCUGUAUGUUCAUGAUCACUUGGGCAAUUUUGUCCAAUUAGAGCUAAGCAAUGCUCACACAGUUACCAUCAGCUACAACAACUUGAACCAGAUUGUGCGGGACUCAGUUAGGACAGAUGAACCACUGAAUGAUGGGCGAUGGAAGCAAAUUGUUGCUGAGAACUACUUCAACUUCACAAGGCUUAUGGUUCUUGGACAAUCCAAAGUUAUUGAAAUUCGCAGAGGACGGAUCCAGAGUUACUCAGUUGACCCUUUCAGUCGUAGCCUAUAUCAACAAUCAGUAUUCUUAGCAAGACCAUCGCUAAUGCCAGCCCCAUAUAUCCAUGCCUACAUCGGGGGAGUCAAAGACAUGGCCAGCUCAACUGUGCCUCUGAUUGGCUGUGUUAGAGGGGUCCGUAUUGGAGAUCAUGUCUUCCAUUUGCAGGAUGCUGCUGUAGCCUUGAAUAAUAAGACAUUGGUGGUUGAAGCUUGUGAUGAUGGUUGUGAUGAAAACAGUUGCCAUAACAACGGAUAUUGUGUCGAAAAAUGGGGACAAAAGAGCUUUCAGUGUGACUGUGCAGAAAAUGGAUUCUCUGGAAACAGAUGCGAGAUUGAGCCUUCAGUGAGCUUAUCUGGCAAUACUGUCAUACAUCACACCUUCCAGCUGCCCAUCAUGGACCAGUAUAGUCUCAGCGAGAGGCUUUCGUUUCGCUUUAAGGCUGACAUCAAGGUCAACAGCAGUAGCCAUUCCAUACUUGCUUAUGUCACCAGCACUGUAUCACAAGACUAUGUUUUGGUGAAACUUGAUUCCAGUGGCAAUGUGGUUUUGGAGACAAAUCAAGGUGUUGGAAUAUAUCGGAUGACAGUACCAGGUAGAUAUGCUGAUGGUAGACCACAUGAUUUCACCUACAUCCGUGAGGGGUCUAAGAUGGUAGUUAAAGUGGAUGAUAUCAAAGAAGCCAACAUCAAUUACCCAGACUACCCCUUAAACAACAUUGACACCAUUUACAUCGGAGGUUACAUCACAGGGCAACAUGAGUUUGGGAACACUGCCAACUUUUCUGGCUGCAUAUCUAAUACAGCAUACAUUCCAAAAGACACAAGUUCCCUGAUACUUCAUACAUUGAGAGAUCUCUACCUGAAAGUUCCCAAUAUUGAAGUGCUUGGAGACACAACCAGAAGCUGCUCCACAAGUUAUGUGGAAGUUUACAGUACAACAGCUACUCCACUUCCGCCUAGAGCAACACCUGGAACUUUUGCGACAGUAACAAUGCCUCCAUGGGAACACAGUGAGCUCAGAGUUGUAACUCUAAGUCCAGUACCGAAACAGAGCAGUCUGCCAACUACGUCUGCAGCUACAACAAUUGCAAGUGGGGCAAAAAAUAAAACCUACCCUGUUGUUUCCUCAACAAGCAAAGAGCCUGUUUAUGAUGUAACCAUCAUCAUCAUUGUGUCAGUGAUAGCAGCCAUUGUGAUCACAAGCCUGUGUGUGGCUCUGGUAAUGGUACAUUACAGAAGGCAGCGUGGAGACUAUUUGGUGAAGAAAGAAGGAGAAGCUGACAUGGAAAUGAAGCAGCCAUUAAACCACACUAACAAUUCUUCACCUUACUCCGUUGCUGCUCCCUUUACCUCUCAUACAAUCCCAAGAUUUGUCUCUAGAAACCACUCACAUGGGACAACAAACAACAGCUCUGUGCCAGCUGAUCAUUUGGCCAAGUUGGAUGAGUUUAGUAUGAUCACUGCCAUACUGGGACCUCGAGCCCCGAAAGCUGAUACCUUACCACUUGACCUGUCCAGGAAACGAUCAGGUCAAGCAAAUUAUCCUGUGUUGGAUGAUGAAAAAGAUUACAUCAACCCCAUUUACAAUGCCCGGAAACAAAGGCCAGCCUCCUCUAUCUCUGAAGUACUUGAAGAACUGGAGAGACGACAACUGCCUCUUUCUAAUGGUUCUCCAGUAGUAGUUGGGAGAAGCCAUGGAGAGGGAGACCUGGAAUGGGAUCCUCAAGCAGAUACAACAACACCAGUUAAAAAUGAUGACAUCAUAUAUUUUAACCCAACUUUGUUACCGCCAAUCCCUGAUGAGCUUGAGGAGUCCACCCACAGCAGCUUCUCCAGACAACCAUCUAGCUUUGGUGGGGACAGCUAUCAG
Messenger RNA from Candidula unifasciata, 4766 nucleotides. Lineage: Eukaryota; Metazoa; Mollusca; Gastropoda; Stylommatophora; Geomitridae. The record is from the annotation of a GenBank genome assembly.